AUGAAUGGCUUUGUGGCGGCGGGCGUCGCCGUGCCGGUGCUGGCGGCGCCCCCUCACGGCCGAGCGAAGGCGGUCGGGCCCGUCAUGUUUGCGUCGAUGGACCAGCUGUUGCCGUCGGUAACGAGCAAGAAGCGAGCGCAGCUGGCCGCCGCCGCCGCCGGCUCGAGGACGUCCGGCGGAGCUCGCCAGGUGGCGCCGGCAGCCGGUGCAUCGCCGUCGCCAACCUCGGUGGCGCCUUCGGUGGCGGGGACGCUGCCGUCUAGUCAACCGAUGAUGCUGCAGACUUCGGCUUCCGCGAUGUCGAUGCCCAUGUUGACCCUGCAGGUCACCGCCGCACCGCCGGCGACGCCGACGACAACGGAGCAUCCGACGGCGACCGCCGCGUCGCAGUUUGUUCUCACGAUCCCCGGCGCGUCGCCGCUCAUGUCCGUGCUGCCGCCUAGUGGCCGCUGA
Molecule: messenger RNA, 453 nt
Organism: Priapulus caudatus
Lineage: Eukaryota; Metazoa; Priapulida; Priapulimorpha; Priapulimorphida; Priapulidae
Exons: 2
Coding region: 1-453 (150 amino acids)
Source: RefSeq, a predicted model, not a curated record